Molecule: messenger RNA, 2339 nt
Organism: Salvelinus namaycush (lake trout)
Lineage: Eukaryota; Metazoa; Chordata; Actinopteri; Salmoniformes; Salmonidae
Gene: cdin1
Product: CDAN1 interacting nuclease 1
Exons: 11
Coding region: 231-1103 (290 amino acids)
Biological process (GO): erythrocyte differentiation
Cellular component (GO): nucleus; cytoplasm
Source: RefSeq, a predicted model, not a curated record
ACUUAGCAUUGCAUGCAGUAGCUAUUAUUAAACUAGCGGACUAUUUACUAUCGUUUAUGUGACCGAUUUGAAAGAGUUUGAUACGCUGAACAACAUUGGUAGCUAAACAGCUAACGUUAGUUAGCAAGCAAUUUCAUAGCUGAUUUUGCCAUUGCGAGCUGAUAUCAGAACUUGCACGUUUUUGAUUGUUGUCUUGUCUUCUAUUUGUUUAGCCACGCAGAUGAUUAAAAAUGAAGCUGUCUCGAGCUGAAUACAAGGAGAUAGUGAAAUGCACCGAACAUUUGAGACCCACGCGUCAGUGUAUGACGAUACUGAGGCAAAGAUUUCCAAAUCACUCGCAGUCCACUCUUCUGAGCAUCUUCUCCCUGGAGUACCAGAAAAGGACCAAAAGAACCAUGUCAAGGCUUCAAGCCCCAGAUUGCAUUGAAAGCUACUACCAAAGGUACCUGAGCGAAGCCAAGGCACGUCCCUCUGUCCCUGUCCUUUUGGAGCUGGCCAAUGAGGUGGACCUCUCCCCUGCGCUCAUGGCUCGCGUCAUUGUGGACAGGUUCCUUCAGGAUCAGGAGGGCGGUGUGUCCUCCAAGCAAGUUGUCAACAACAUGCUACGGGAGCCAUCUUUGAUUCCAGACGAGGCUUUAGCCAAUCACGUCUACCAGUGCACAAUAAAUGACUGCUGUUAUGGACCACUGGUAGACUGCAUCAAACAUGCUAUUGGCCAGGAGGCCGAGGUGCUCCUACGUGACAAACUGAAGGAGAGAAACCUGUCCUUCUUAGAUGAAAACCAACUGCGAACCAAAGGUUAUGACAAGACGCCUGACAUUAUUCUGGAGGUGCCAAUCGCUGUGGAAGGCCAUAUUGUCCACUGGAUUGAGAGCAAGGCCUCGUUUGGGGACGACCACAGCCAUCGGACCUACCUGAACGAGCAGUUCUGGAGCUACUGGAACAGGUUUGGUCCAGGACUGGUCAUCUACUGGCAUGGUUUCAUUGGUGAGCUGGACAGCCAGAGAGACAGAGGCAUACUGCUCAAAGACUGCUUCCCGUCUGACAUUGUGACCCUCUGCCACGGGACCAGCCCCGCCACGACUGACUCACUGACUGGCUGACACUGGCCUGAGCAAGGGGAGGGAGAGGAGAGGGCAGGGGGAGUGGUGGGGUUAAGGAAGGGUAUCGCAGAGGUGGAUACGUGGAUCCGGAAGCAAUUUAGCUUUCCUGCGGCGCGAGACUACUGGCAAAUAUCUGCUCUGAACUCUAGAUGAACCUCCCUCCAUCCCCUCCUCUCCCAUUCUCUCUCUUUGUCAGCCAGCCAGCCAGGGUCAGGCUCAUACCUUGGUGCGAAAACAAGGCUGGUUUGUCCUGGUGCUGGUCAGCCUGUGGCCCCCACCGUGGCCCCGGAGGCCCCUGGAAGAACAGAACAGGACAUGAGAACAGGACAUGCCCUUAUCACACAGUGGGCCCUGGCCCUCGUCACUCGUUCCUCUGCUCUCCAUAGGCAGAUAAGGGAGGUGGGGUUUGGUGGAAAUGGGGGUGAGGGAGGAUGUCUAUCUACCUUCUACAUCACUCACUGCCCUCUGUCACUCUGUAGGGGGCAAACAGAUCCCUUCUGAUUGGCUUGGGACUUUUCUCUGACCUCAUGCCCUCUGGUAUUGAGGAUGUUGUCUUUGUUAUGAUAUGUCACGUUAAUAGGAAAACAUUGUCCUGGUCAAACAGGUUUAUAAAUCUAAACAUUUGUAUCUGUGUCUUUUAUGUCUAUCUGUCUUAAAUAUUUAGCUAUUGACUUAUGGACUUUAGGUUCAGUCCUGUUUGUAAUUGCAACCAUAUGGAAUGCACUCAUCACUGUAAUUAUUUAAGAUGAAUUAUGAAAUGUUAUUAUCCAAGUUUACGAACAGGCACUCGCACAAAGCACAGUACGAUAUGUCCUGUGCGAGACACAAGUACAAGUUCACAGAUGGUCUUAGAGCCACAGCAGCGUAGUGUAGACUUCUAUGUACAUACCUGAUGUCCAUGUGGUCUCCCCAGCAGUCGUCUGUUGCUCAUCUUUCCAUCCUUAGAUAGAUCCUUUUAUGAGCAGCUCUUAAUGGAAGAAACACAGCUGAGCCUGGAGCAGUGGCAUGAGCAGCGUGAAGUUGAAUGAUGUUUUUAAAGGCAUAUACAGUGCUUUCAGAAAGCAUUUAUACCCCUUGACUUAUUCCACAUUUUGUUGUUACAGCCUGAAUGAAAAAUGUAUUAAAUGUUUUUUUCCCACCCAUCUACACAAAAUACUCAUAAAUGGCAAAGUGAAAAGGUUUUAAAUUUUUUUUUGCAAAUGUAUUAAAAAUCAAAUAAAUAUCUCAUUUACGUAA